AUGUCCCAAGCUGAAGAUGGGGAAGUUUCGCCUGGAUCUCCCCAAAGAAACGAAGAUAAUCGCCUGUCUUCAAUGAAAAAGUUCAAAAUUCUGACGCCGAGUUAUACCCGAUCGAAAGCUAGACGAAUGGCGCACUUGCGGAGAGAGAUUCUCCUCCGACAACGAAUUCUCACUUUAAAACGCAGAAAUAAGAGUAUAAAAUUAAAAGCUAAAGCUUGUCGGAGAGAAAAGGAAUUGAAAAUAGAUGCCUCCUCUUUUGUGUCUUCUUUACAUUUAGCCAAUGCAACCGAACGGAGAUUGAAGCACUUGGAAGCUGUGCGUCUCAAGGCACGGUUACUGAGGUUGCAUUUGCAAACAAUUACACCAGAGCAAUGCUGUUCACAUUCAUUCGAAGCUGAAAAGUACCAAGUACCUCUUAAGAAUAUUUCAGAAAAUAAUGCAGACCUUUUUAAUGGCUCUCAAAGGACUCAAAUAAAAGUCAUUCAGAGUGCCAUUCGAACGAAGCUUUUGCGCGAUAGUUUUAACGACGUCAGAGAAUCCAAACUAAUUCCUAAUAUCGUGGAUAGUUAUUAUACUUAUGAGCAGGCUCGGAUGUUAGUAUGUUCCACCAAAGUUGAUCAGCUAUGUCUUUUGUUGGAAAGACUUAAUCUUCCCUAUCCUACAUCAAUGAAACCAUACGCAUGGUUUCUCUUUUCCAUAAUGUUGAUUAGUGACUUCGAAAAAUGCGUUAAAUCAAAUACGUUAUUCAAUGUGGAGCAGAGAGUUUUUGAACACGGGCCCUUCAUAUCUCUGAGCUCUUUUUUGAUCCACCUCCCCAUAAUUUUGCGCCAGGUAUCUCUCAGAAUAUUAGCAAGCCUUAUUAAUCUCUUUGAUCUGCCUUUGAACGUGGUAAUCAAUCCAAUAUCUCCAUUAAGACUUUACCUCGCUCGUGUAUGGCGUACCUACCAUUUUUAUUUCAUUUUCGUUAAGAGGUAUAAACGACUUCAAAUGAAACACACUGCUAACAGAGAAUUUGAUGCUGCGCUCUAUCAGAUUACAACGACUCAAAUGGUCAUGACAAAUAGAGAGCAGCUAGUAUACGACAGAAUAUUGGCUUUGGAAUGGCAUAAAUACAGAAUCCGAUCUUUAUGUGAAACCCAAAAUCUUUCGUGGGCCCAAACCUCAGAAAGCUUGGACGCAUUGUACAGACAAAUUGAGAGGAUUGGAUCUGUAAGGAAAAGAAAGGGACAGCUGCCUGGAUUGUGUUACGAUUUGGAUUAUGAGUCUCGGAUUCUUUCAUCUGAUGACCAUUUCCACAAACUCGUUACCAUUUCUAAAGGUAGAUAUUAUUUUUUCGUGCCCCCAGACGUUAGCAUUUCAAAAUGGAGAACUUUUUGGUUCAACAAAUUAAAAGGAAGAGAAGUUGCGCUGUCAAUAAUUGGAGUACCCAAGAGAAUGAGGUCUGGAAUCAAACAAAGCCUUUUACAUGAAGAUGUUUCUUUUUCGAUAAGUGAUAUUAUGCUUUUAAGAGACUCGCCUAUUGCCCUCCAGAACCCAUUUGAUAUUGAGGCUUGGAAGUCAGAACUAUUUUCUUUGGAUUCUUUAUUGACUUCCAUAUUCUUCAGCUUCUGUGACUAUUGCUUCCAAAUUGGAGAAGAAAUGGAAACAUCGGAAGCAAUCUUUAACCUAAGGCAGUUUCAAUCUGAGUACAUGCUUCAAGAUGAAGGUAUAUUCAAUUCAGUUCUUGCAAUAACCUAUUUCAGAAUAUAUCUAUUAUUGAUAUGUCAGAUUGUUGUAAUUGCAGAUGCAGAUACUACCAAGCUUAAUGAGAUUUUGAGUAAACAAAACAUGGAUUUCAAGGAUCUAUCACUUGCCAUAUACAACAUGUGUCAUGAUUGUGAAGCUCAGUUAUUUGUCAAAUGGUUUUACUAUUGCAAACCAAUAGACUUCCGGAACUUUAUUAUGUCAGAAAAUAUUUACCAGCUAGCAAUCGAGUGUUGCAAUAAAAAAGACUUAGGUGCUCAUAGUCCUCAAUUGAGAUUUCCUGGAUUUUAUUGGUUUGUGCUCUUGAAUCGCCCCGAAGAAUUCAAGCACCCAAUUGAUGCUUUUCUGAUAGUGACUGCAAAUCUGUGGGGCCCAUUAUUUGAUUCAGAGGAGCCUCAAGAGAAAGCAAAGGAAUUUUAUUCGUCUACUAUCGUGACUUUCAUUAUGACGGACUUGUAUUUGACAGUAUCGGAAAAGUGGAAAAGACACAAAAUUGAACUGAUUGGGUUUUUCGAUCAAUUUAAGUCACCAUUAAUGGAUUUAUGCAAAGAUGCUAGAAGCUUAAUGUGGGCAUCGUGUACUUCGCACAUGCUACAGCUUGAGCCACACCAAGCCCAAUUAGUCUAUAACCAUUUUCAAAAGGGCUGGAAUCUUUCACUUCUAGAAUCUCGCAUGCGAUCCGCCGGCGCUUCCCAGUUUCAAAUUCUGUACUUGCUUCAUGCUUUAACUACUAAGAGCGAGCAAGAAGUGAUAAACCUUUUUUCAAGAAAGUUACUUAGCUCCUUUCAAGGAAACUCCUCUGCCGGAAAAGAAAUUCGCAGAAUUUGUCCUUUUUUCACGAAUAAAGCGCUAAUAUUACAGCAGAAUAUUAUGGAAUUUAAUUCAAUCUUCUAUGGAUUGUAUUAUCCGUUGCUUAACUGGAUAUAUGUUGAUUUAGGAAGCCCCCAUCAACUACUAGCAGGGAACGGCUAA
Molecule: messenger RNA, 2715 nt
Organism: Clavispora lusitaniae ATCC 42720
Lineage: Eukaryota; Fungi; Ascomycota; Pichiomycetes; Serinales; Metschnikowiaceae
Source: RefSeq, a predicted model, not a curated record